CGGCGAAGCUCCAACUGUCUUCUUACCACCAUCUUCUCUUCCAGUUCCCUCCUUAUCCUUUCUCGCACCUCGCUAUCGCUCCUUGCGACCACCGCGCAACAUGGCCCCCGCUCUCAACCUCGCAUUUUCCGACGAUCUCAUCUCCACGGACGUGCGUAAAGCGCUCCCCGCCGGUCUCCAAAUCCGCCCUCUCGAAGAGAACGACUACGCGCGUGGUCACCUCGAUGUCCUACGCGUCCUGACCGCCGCCCCUGACGUCGGCGCCGCCGCCUGGCGGGAACAAUUCCGCGCGAUGCAAGCCGCGCCGGAGACAUACUUCCCCAUCGUCAUCGUCGACACCGCCUCGGACCGCAUUGUCGGCGUCGGCUGCGUGUUCCUCGAGCGCAAGUUCCUGCGCGGGCUCGGGCGCGUGGGGCACAUCGAGGACAUCGCGGUGGACAAGUCUCAGCAGGGGAAGAAGCUCGGGCUGCGCAUCAUCCAGGCGCUCACGUACAUCAGCGAGAACGCGGGGUGCUACAAGACGAUCCUGAACUGCUCGGACGCGAACAUUCCGUUCUAUCAGAAGUGCGGGUUCGAGAAGAAGGAGAAUGAGAUGGCGAAGUACGCUCCGGAGCGUCAUGCAGAGGCCCCUCGUUUGUGAACGACGGAUAGACACUUUCCAGCGAAGUUCAGAUCACAGGGUACCCUCGCUCGCAUCCCAACGAUGGCGUCUUUCAUUCUACACAUUGCGCUCAAGGCUACCGUAGCUCGAGAGCACGCCGUGAGUGAUCGGGAGAGUGCGAGGUGCUGCACGACUUCGAACUUUGCCACGACGGACAUCAUACAAUGUAGCGUACCAAUGGACUCAAGGACAUUAAUCUAUACCACACAGAGUGCGGCUGUCAUGUACUGCUAUGGCGCGGUCUAAUGCAACCUGUCUUUACGCCUUUA
Molecule: messenger RNA, 930 nt
Organism: Schizophyllum commune H4-8
Lineage: Eukaryota; Fungi; Basidiomycota; Agaricomycetes; Agaricales; Schizophyllaceae
Product: acyl-CoA N-acyltransferase
Exons: 4
Coding region: 101-640 (179 amino acids)
Biological process (GO): UDP-N-acetylglucosamine biosynthetic process
Cellular component (GO): Golgi apparatus; endoplasmic reticulum; endoplasmic reticulum-Golgi intermediate compartment
Molecular function (GO): glucosamine 6-phosphate N-acetyltransferase activity; monosaccharide binding
Source: RefSeq, a predicted model, not a curated record